GUGAUGAUAUCACAGAUUUCAAAAUUAAACGUAAAGACUGGCAUAAACGUGCCGAGAAAUUGGCCAGGAAAUCCAGGCAACGACACAGGGACGAAGAGGCAACCAGCGAGGAAAUCAAACCCAGUGCUGCUCCUGAUAUGGUGCAGGUGAAGCAGGAAAUCACAGUCAGCGAAACGGUAUCAUCCACGAAUUCGAUGAGGCAUUACAGCAGUAGCCACAAAGUCAAAUCAGAAUUUAAGGAAGAACGAACACUGGAGAGAAUAGAAGAAGAAUCAUUGACGAAAAACAAAUUUUCUUCCUCAUUUCGAGGGGAAAUUCCGGAUGCAAAGACGGUUUAUGAAGCACGGAAGAGACGAGAGAAAAUGCGUCUUAUUGGAACAAAUGGACAAAUCCCGCUGGAUGACGUGCAACGAUUAAAAGCCAGGAUAGUUCUUGUACGUAUUAAGAUUUUUAAUGAAAAGAAUUCAGGGGAAAUUCCGGAUGCAAAGACGGUUUAUGAAGCACGAAAGAGACGAGAGAAAAUGCGUCUUAUUGGAACGAAUGGACAAAUCCCGCUGGAUGACGUGCAACGAUUAAAAGACAAAUCAAUUGCACGAUCGCGAUUGAUACGCGAGGAUGAUAAUGAUAUGAGCGAUGAGGAGACGGAAGGUGGCAGAUUUUAUUCGGCGAAAGGUCUGGCAGCAGAGGAGGAUGAACGCCGCCGCAUCGAGCAUUUCGACUUCCUUGCCCACGAAGAAGAAGGUAAAUAA
Messenger RNA from Gongylonema pulchrum, 749 nucleotides. NCBI's taxonomy places the organism in Eukaryota, Metazoa, Nematoda, Chromadorea, Rhabditida, Gongylonematidae. The record is from the annotation of a GenBank genome assembly.